AACACCAUUAAACAAUACAGCGGCUGAGAUUUCAACGUUGUUGCGCUUCAAGCAGUUAUAAAGACGUUUUAAUAGAGUUAAUGAACACAUAAAUAUGCAGUUUGUUUUAUGCAUUAGUUAGAUUUUAAUAACACGGAGACACUAAUUGAUCAUGAGUCAGUCAGAAGGGAGCAGCACUCCUCCACCCGGAGGUGAUGAGAAUCAGAGUCACAGCCAGCCAGAGGAGGCCAUCAAUGCAUCAGCUCCCGAGACUGAUUCACAGGAAGUACACACCGGCUCGCUUUCCACCAGUCUGGCCCUGCAGAGCCUGGACGAGCUUUUCUUAGUGGACAUGAUCAGUGGAGAUAAAAUGGCCCGACUAAAGGCCAGCCUCAGUUUGCUGCAUGACACAUUAAGAAGUGCUCAGGAGUCUGAGCAGAAACUGCUGCAGGAGGCGAAGUGUUUCCAUGCAGAGCUGAUGCGGCAGCAGCAUGAGUUGGAGAAGGCAGAGCUAUUUAAAGAAGGCCAGCACAUGGAUGGCAGCUGCAUGAGACAACAGCUCUUACAGUUUCACAACAAGCUCCGAGAGGCUGAGGAGAGAGCGCACCAGAUGCAGUACAAACUCGAGUGUCUCCAGGAGGAAAAGAUCUGUCUCACGAAAGAGUACGAAAGGCAACCAAAGUCUGCUGAGCAGGAGAAUAGGUCCAUGGCUCUGAAGGAGAGCUGUGAGAAGAUGAAGAAGGAGAUCACCCAGAGGCAUCAGGAGAUCAGGACAUUAACGGAGGGCAUCAAGGCGUGUGAUACACAGCUGCAGGAGGAGCAACAGGAGCUAGAGGACAAAAAUGAAAUGAUCAAAAGCAAAGAGGCUGAACUAGCUCAGCUGAUCUCCAUUCCUGGUCAACUGGGGAAAGAAAUUGAGAGGAUCAAUUGCAAAAUGAAGAAUGUACAGAAGCAGAAGGCUGCACUUGAGAGGCAGCUGCUGGAGCUGGCGGAGAGGGUGAAGCAGACACAGGUGGGCUGCAGGCAGCUGGAUGAAGAGUGCAAGAGCGUGAUGAAGGAGCUGAAGGGCUGCAGGGCUCAGCUGGAGGUGGCUCAGAGAGAGAGAAGCAUGCUACUCAAAGAAAAGGAGAUGACCAAGGAGGAGGAGGCUGUCCUCCUUGAGCAAAGGGGUCUGCUGGAAAUCAACCUGAACCACAUCAUGGAGGAGAGAAAGACCCUUCAUGACAGCCUUGUUAAGAAGGUGCAAGAGAAGGACCGGCUGCAGCGCAGGUUAAAAAACAUGCUACUGCAGCACACUUUGUCUAAAGAUGCCCUGCUCCACAUUCAGGAGCUCUACAACAAGACGAAGAACCAGAGGGAUAUAAUGCCUAAGGAUGAUGACUUGCUACAGAAAAUCCAUGAUCUGCAAACAGAAGUAGACAACCUGAAACUGAAAGUUGUCCAUCAGCAGUCGGUCUCGGGUGUUGAGGCCCAGGUGGUUGAGCAGUGUAUAGAGCAGAAACAGGCUCUGAUAAGGGAGUGCAACCGCCACCAUGAGGAGUUGCACCACCUUCAUGCCCUGACCCGCAUUAAAGCAGACGAGAGAGAUCAGAAGAGCCGAGAGCUGCUCAAAGCUCAGAUGAGAUGCAACCAGAUCAAACAGGACAUCCGAGGAAAACAGCUACAGAUUCUGGAGCACAAGAAACAAUACCAGGAGAUUCAGUCAAGACUCUGUGUUUUCGCGAAGCUGUAUGAUACCACCAAGGGAGAGCGAAACAAAUGUGUAAACCUACUACAGACUGCAACCCAGCGCACGACCAAGAUGAGGGAGAAGUUCAAAAUUCUGAAGAAUGAGAUUGAGAUUCUCCACAGUGAAACCAUCAGAAAAGACAGGCUGCUGCAGAAGUCUCGACUGAAGCAUGUACACAGCCACACAAUUAGGGAUAGCUUGAGGAAUGACGUAGCCAAGGUGACCUGGAUGCUUCAAGAGAUGCAGCGCAAGAGUGAAGAACAGAGACUCAAGAUUAUUAAACUCGGACAAGUGAUCAGUGCCCAGGAACAAGACCUGCUGCACAUGCGCAAGAGCCACGAUGCUUCUGUCCAGAGCCGCAAUGAACGGGGUGUGCACCUCCUGGAGAGAGAGGAGGAGAUGUGUGUCCUCUAUGCAAAGGUAAAUGUGCAGGAGAGUCUGAUCUGUGAGGGGACUCUACAGAUACAGGCUCUGGAAGAGGAGAUCUGCUCUCUUAAGAUGCUAAUUAAUGAGGAGAGGAGACAAAUCAACCUGAGUAAAAAACAGUUGCCCUGCAAGAAACCCCUGGAGGAUGAGUGUGCCUUACUGCAGAUACAGCUAGCUGAGUGUAAGGAACACAAUUUAUCCCUGGAGAAGACUCUUGAGGACCAAGUUACAGAGAGGCCAUUGCGUAAACUGAGUGGUGAAGAUCCAUCUCCUCCUGAGCUCAUCAAGAAGAUAGAACAGCUGGAGGUGCAGCUGGCAGUGAGAGAGGCUCAGCUGCUGGAGAAAGAGUUGAUCUAUGAGCAGGUGACCCGACUGUCUCAGCACAUUCGUACAAAGGCAGAUAACGGUAAAGAGGACACACUCAGACUGGCCAAGAAGGUCAAUGAGUUCCAGAGCCGCAUUAAGGAGUGCACUAAGAAGUUGAUGGCUGUAGUGUCAGAGUUGGCCAUGCGUCAGACGCAGGCUCUGUGUCUCCAGCAGGAGCUUCGUGAGAAAGAGUUUGAGCUUGACUUGUGCCAAAGAAGACUGGAGAUGGGACUCGCACCUUCUGACACCAUAGAGCAGGAGUGGUUGCGCCAAACGCGAGCCCAGCAGAAACGCCAGAUGACUGAGGAGGAAGAAUGGAGUCAGCUUCCAAACGGAGUCCACACCACGGCAGACUUGCGGCCCAAUUCCUACAUCCCAGCUGAAGGUUCACUACCUCUGCCCAAACCCUAUGGAGCCCUGGCACCUUUCAAACCGAGCGAGCCUGGAACCAACAUGCGCCACAUCCGCAAGCCUCAGCCCAAGCCCCUUGAGAUCUAG
Molecule: messenger RNA, 2998 nt
Organism: Pangasianodon hypophthalmus (striped catfish)
Lineage: Eukaryota; Metazoa; Chordata; Actinopteri; Siluriformes; Pangasiidae
Gene: ccdc146
Product: coiled-coil domain containing 146
Exons: 19
Coding region: 152-2998 (948 amino acids)
Cellular component (GO): cytoskeleton
Source: RefSeq, a predicted model, not a curated record